Messenger RNA from Kockovaella imperatae, 1472 nucleotides. RefSeq lists its product as hypothetical. Lineage: Eukaryota; Fungi; Basidiomycota; Tremellomycetes; Tremellales; Cuniculitremaceae. The record is from RefSeq and is a predicted model, not a curated record. Bases 61 to 1269 code for a protein of 402 amino acids. The transcript has 7 exons.
UUUCGGUUUUCAGACAAUUUCAUUAUCAGCUUCUUCCACCGGAGACAACGGUCCAGCAGCAUGAGAAUGAGCCACAGGGAUCGGUCCAGAUCUCUUGAAAGAUUGCGCCGAGAUGGGAGGGACAGAGACAGACGAUCGUCCAGGGACGAGCGGGAUGAUGUACGAGACCGUGAUUCGAGAUACGCCGAAUCGUCCUCGUCUUCGCGGUACCAACGUCUUAGCAAGGACGACGAGUAUGAGGAGAAUUCCCGUCGAGCCCUCAAGGAGAGACCUAGGAGCUACAGGGGAUCACUGUCGCCAGACAGACGUCGAGGCGGGGAUUCUCGUCGGCACAAUGAGCACAGAGAAGACAAGGAUCACCGCAAGACCUCUCAUAAUGACCGGGAACGCAGCCGCAGAGCUCGUGACAGGGUCUACGAUUCAGAUGACGAUGAGCUGUUGGAUCUCAAGGUACUGGGGGUGGAGACCAUCUCAGAAGAGGACUACUUCAUCAAGUCUGCUCAAUUCAAAUACUGGUUGAAAGAUGCAAGAGGAAGGUACCUUGACGAAAUGUCAUCUGAAUCCGCACAUAAAUAUUUUCGACGCUUCGUCAGACGAUGGAACGAUGGUGCUCUCAAAGAAAAGUACUAUCGAUCGCCUGAAGGCGGGUCACCUUCUAUUAAUACCGCUUACAAGUGGUCUUUCGCCUCAGAAAGCACUGGUCAACUCAACGGCCACGCUGCUGGUGAUAUGCGCCGGGAAUAUCACGAUCUCAACAACAACGAUAGUGAUCCGUCUGAUCCAUCACUGUAUGGCCCAUCUCGUCCUGAUUCUUUGUCUGCGACUUCAUCCCGCCCUCUUGGUCCCACUCUACCCACCGGAGCAGAUCGUCAAUUGGCCAAAGAGGCUGAAUCGGAGUAUCGUAAAUCAGAAUACAAAGCGAAAAUGAAACAAGGUUAUGAACGAGCAGACGAGAUGGUACCUAAGUCCAUCGGGAAAGAAGGCAAAAUGGCCGAAAAGCGAGCUACGAACGCUGUCAAUAGAGAGUUCAGGGAAAAGGAAGUAGGGGGAUUGGAGGUUGAUGAAGGGACAUUGAUGGGAGGAGGUGAUAGCAGUUUUGCAGCGGCCCUUCGCGCUAGAGACGCAGCUAAGAACCGACGAGAAGAUAAACGCGCGAUGGAUCUCGCGGAUCGUCGUGCCGCGGCGGAUGAAAGACUGGCAGAGCGGAGAGCAAAAGAGUCAGCCACGAUGGAUAUGUUCAAAGCACUUGCCAAACAGCGAUUUGGGUGAAAUAAGAAGCAUUCGCCGAAUCGUCGACGAUCGAAAUCGACUGAUUUGGCCGAGACCAUGCCAAUCAAUUCUCUACUCUGCUUCUGCUUCUUACACUGGCAGUUUUGUAAACGCAGAUUGACGCCCUCCGGUCCAGAAUCCUAGUACCCUGGACGGACGUCCUCAGCUCAUGCCCCGAAGAUGUGACAAAGCUCUCCUGAACC